GUUCAGGUUUUGUAAAGAGCAAUAAAGGAUAACUCGGAGAAUUGUCUUACCAGUCAAAUAAUUACGGAAUUUUCCGGAUUUUUCCUGCAGCUGCGCAACUUCUGAAGGAAAACAACAACAACGAUAGUUCCAAAGAAUGGAUGACGACUCAGGAAAUCGAAAGGACCAAGUCCUAGAGAGAUUAAAUAAGCGUAACAAGGACCGACAAAACUAUUUGGAUGUGAAAUCGGAGCAGCGAUCCAAGGAGUCUGUGCAGAACGAGGGCGUGGACUAUUUUGCUCAAGCCUUUGGACAACGUGCUUUUGAUAUUGAACAGCGAUUAAAGAAACUGCAAUCCAGCAGCGGAGACGCCCCACCCACAGACUUGAGCCAGAACUUUGCGGACAUUACCCUGCAGAUACAGGAAUUACAGAGAUAUCUCACAGCUUCCACAAUGUUCUUGUCGGACUUUAAGAUCAAGUCCUGUCAGAAUAUCCUCAAUACUCUAACCUCAACCAAUGAAGAGGUACGCCAGCGCCUGAUGCCCAAGAAAAAGUUCGGGUUUAGUGGCAAGAAAACAGCUCCCAAACAGAAACCCGCUGCUGACAUAGACUCCGUUGAUUCCAAGGCACCAAAAAGUCAACAGAAACUAGGUUCCAACUUUAGCUGGACUGUAUCGAACCGAAAAAACGAACACAUUGUCCUUAAAAGCGGCCAAGUCAAUGGCCAGGAUAUAACAAUAUCCAAUGUUAGUCAUUGUUUGCUGGAACUGCAAGGGCAUCCGGGAUCCGUUCAGGUCUCCAAGGCAUCAAACUGCACCCUGCUUUGUGGGCCCAUCGCUCGAUCCUUCUUCGCUGAGAAUAUGGAUAAAUGCACUAUUGCCAUAGCUUGUCAGCAGUUGAGAUUGCACUCCUCUCAGUUGACAAGGAUAUACCUGCAUGUUACGUGUCGGGCGAUUGUUGAAGAUUGCCAAGGCAUCGAAAUCGGUGAAUACAAUUAUGAUUAUCCCGAAAUAGAGUCUGACUAUUUGUCCUCCGGGUUGAACAAAUCGCAAAAUAACUACACAGAUGUGGCUGAUUUUAAUUGGCUCUCGCCAGAUGUUCCUUCUCCCAACUGGAGUUUGUUAAAGGACUAUCCGGAUCCCAAUUGGAACGCAUUCCGUCGGGAUUUCAUCAGCAACAACAAUAACAAUGAACAUAAAGAGGAUCACUUGGGAGUCAAGGAUCCUUCGAUUAUCUAGUGGCGGCAUCGGCGGCAGCAGUUAGCCUGGCUGGCCUACGGACUCAUCCUGGGCUGGCUUCUCUGGGAACUGCUGCUGCCUCCAAAAACUGGGAACUUAAAUACCCUAAUGCGAUCUGUGUAAAUAGCUCUAAGAGUGUUGAAUAAAUGAAUCUUGUAAACAAAA
Messenger RNA from Drosophila bipectinata, 1384 nucleotides. RefSeq names its product Tubulin-binding cofactor C (gene TBCC). Lineage: Eukaryota; Metazoa; Arthropoda; Insecta; Diptera; Drosophilidae. Gene Ontology annotation, molecular function: tubulin binding. Gene Ontology annotation, cellular component: cytoplasm. Gene Ontology annotation, biological process: tubulin complex assembly; post-chaperonin tubulin folding pathway. The record is from RefSeq and is a predicted model, not a curated record.